AUGGAUUGCAUCAUUGGUCACCUUGGUUCGAAUUCUUCUCAUAGGGUUGAAGCCCAUGGUUUUAAUGGGUGUCUUUGGCUUAUUUGGAUUGAUCCAUUUCGAGUGGAAAUCCUGGUGAAUAAUAUCCAGUUUAUCCGUACCCGGAUUCAUUACAACGGUAGUGAGCCAGGUGUCCUCUUUACUGCUGUGUAUGGGCUCAUAUCUCUUAGCAAAGUAGUACGAUCUAGGAACCGUGGCUACUCGCUGGGGACUUCAAUGCGAUUAUUGAGGGGUCUGAUAGACAAGGCGGAGCCAUUAGUGGUAGUGGUGGGUGCCCUCUCUUCUCCCAGUUUAUCGGUUAUAAUGGCCUCUCUCAACUUGACUUUAUGGGACCUAAGUUCACUUGGCAACAGGGAACUCUACUCCAACGUCUGGAUCGGGCCCUCAUUAAUUCAUCAUGGCUUGACAAGUUUUCAGACUCCUUCGUACAACACCUUCCUAAGAUCUAGUCUUAUCACAAACCUUUUCUCAUCAGUUCUAAGACGCACAAUACACCGAGCUCCCUGCCUUUCCACUUCUUUGUCGUUUGGCUUACCCACCCCGGGUUUCCUACUUUUGUUCGAAGAAGAUGGAAACGUGGCACUUCAUUCCAAGCUACUGAAGAGGCGGCUUAUGGCUUGUAUCAAUAAAGUCCAAAAGGCUCUUGAAUCUUCCUCCUCUAAGUAUCUGAGAAAGCUUGAGGCGUCUUUCCGUCAUGAGCUCGAAGUGCUCCUCUUACAAGAAGAAAUCUAUUGGAUGCAGAAGUCAAGGUGUGAGUUUAUCUCUCUGGGGGAUAAGAAUACUGCCUAUUACCAUGCGCGGACGAUAACUAAGCGGCGACGCAGUAGGAUUCUUAUGCUCCAGAACGAGAUGGGGAAUUGGAUCUCGGACGAGAGUCGACUCAGCCACAUGGCCAUUGAAUUCUUCCUGCACCUAUAUUGCGGGGAGGCUCCUGAUAGGCCUGUUUUCGCUAUUCGGGGUAGGUUCCCCGUUCUCAGCUCUGACAGUAUCGCCGUCCUGAGUAGGCCUGUCACUAGGAAGGAGAUCCGAUGGGCCUUUUUCAACAUGAAACCCCUCAAGGCGCCUAGGCCGGAUUUCCUGCAUGCUGCCUUCUUUCAGCAUUAUUAG
Molecule: messenger RNA, 1146 nt
Organism: Carica papaya (papaya)
Lineage: Eukaryota; Viridiplantae; Streptophyta; Magnoliopsida; Brassicales; Caricaceae
Source: RefSeq, a predicted model, not a curated record